Molecule: messenger RNA, 1486 nt
Organism: Amphimedon queenslandica
Lineage: Eukaryota; Metazoa; Porifera; Demospongiae; Haplosclerida; Niphatidae
Exons: 6
Source: RefSeq, a predicted model, not a curated record
AUUUACAAAGAUGAAAACAUACUUGUGUUUCCUGAAGAAGACAGCAAACUAGUAAUACGCAUGCCUCCAGAUCCGUGUUUUAAUGAUGAAUUUGUUGAAAUGCGAGUCAAAUUUGGUCAAACCUUUCGCAAAAUUGUGAAAAUUUUGAAAACAUCCUCAUCUGCAGUUGAAGACUUAAGUGACUCAAUUAAGUUUUCAUAUUCAUAUCUUAAACCCAGAUUAACGCAGUGCCAUGAUGUUUCUAGUAUUUUGGAGCUAAUUCAGGAGAAAUGCUCACUUGUUAAUAUUAAGCUGUUAGAGUCCAUCAUGAGUGAGUUGGAUGUCAAAGAAGCUGUUGCAGUUAUUGAUCAGUACAAGGCAACUGUUGAAGAAUUUUUUGAGUCUGUUUCUCUUCGUCUUUCACUCAAUGAACUGUUUUCCCCAAUACCACCUCUUCGAUGUGAAACAGCUACCAUUUAUGUUGCUAAAAAUGUUGACGACUGCACUCUUCAUGACAUAGAAGAAUUAAUAUCACUUGCUGCAAAUCGAUUGUCUAAAGUAGUAACAUUGGUUGUUGUUAAAAUGGGCAACUCCUUUACCAUCACUUGCUCCUUUCCUGUCCUUCGCUCUGAGUCACUUAUUGCUACUGCACUUGAUAAUAUUGACUCACUCAUUGAGAGAGGAGUAGAGAAACUAACCAUUGGAUACAGUACUGUAUAUGAUCAUAAGCUAUCUCAGAAUGAUAAAGCAGCAGCAACUUUUAAAAAAUACAUAUUGACUUCAGAAAUGAAACAGCAGUUGUAUGCAUCAGUUUACAGCAGUCAAGGUACAAUGGAGCAGUUACUAAUAUCAAGGACCAUACAACUACUGAAUAGUGAAGAGGAACUGGCUAGUAUUCAACAAUUGAAAGAGAAGAAUGAGAAACUGGAGGCUGAAAUGAAAGUAUUAUCAGGAAUGAAGUGGGAGGUAGAUCAAUUAAGAACAAGAGAAAUCGAGAAAGUUGAAAUGUUACAAGAGAAGAUUUCUGUGCAAGGUAUGAAGAUAUUAGAGAAAGAAAGCCAACAAAAACAGCUGCAGAAGUUUUUGGAAGAAAAAGAAUUGGAAAAAAAAGCUGAGCUCCAGAAAAUAGACGAAUUAUUGUACAGUUCCUUGCAAGAGAAAGACACUGAGUUACAAAAAGUCAUUCAAAUGCAGCAGGUUAAUGAUACUCAAUAUUUACAAGCAAAAAGAGUGUUUUUAGAGCACUUUAUUGAGCUAUCUGUGGCAAUAGCUGUCACUCCAAACAGACUGUCUGUUGUGAAGCAGCUCUUUGAUAGUGGCCUUGUCUCUGAGACCAAUUUGCAUCAAGCUACAGAAGAUGAUACUGUGUCUGGUAUUGAAAAAGGAGCUGUGCUUAUGAAAGAACUCAAAGCAUUUAUCAAUGAAAGACCUGAAUUGAUCUCUUCACUAGUUGCAGUACUUGAGAAAAAUGAGGCCUUCAAAUCAAUAGCUAAGAGGAUCAGAAAAG